UGUGUGUAAUUUGUACGUGUGCUUUGUAGCACCUGCGUCCCAUCCUACAGUCCCCCAUCCGGAGAAAGCCAUCUCAAGCAGAAGAAAGAGAUCAGGCCGCUUUAUGAGUCAUAGUUUGUCAAAAUCCACGUCCAAACAAAACGAUCAGCGUCGAAAUCCUUGUUGGGCCGGUGGGUGGUGUUAAAAGGUCCUUCCGGGGAUCGCCUUCCCUUUCUUUCGCGGCAUUCCAUUUCUACGGCGCAAUUCGUCAUAUUGCAAGUACAACAACAUUUUUCUGCUUCAGCGCAACGGUGUGGCAGCGAAUUCUGUUGUACGUUCAGAGACGAAGGUAGAAGCAGCACCGGAAAAGCUACGCACGAAACAGUGAAAAGGCUACGAAAAGUCAAUAUUAAUCUAAAGCCGGGUCGUGCCGUUCGUUUUGCAACGCGCUAGCAAAGGAGGCGACGACGUUUUAACGAGCGAGUAAGUGUGACAAAGAAUAUUGUUCAUUAAAAUUUAUUACAAAGUAAGCAUUGAUGGUCCAGUAGCGGACGCGCGAUAGAUUUACCUUUUUUCUACUGCUUGUAUCCAACAAAACCGCCACAAUUUUGGAGGUAUUGUCAGCAGAGGGUGUUUGUGGUUGCGGCGAGUGUGCAACCAGCGGCGGCGCAGUACCGAGCGGCAGCGAGGGAGGCGGCGUCGGCGGCGGUACGGUUGCAACUUCCGGGGCUAUGGGUGCCCCGUCCAACGGCUCCAAGACGGCACAUUCAAAGGUUGCUACCGGAGGAGGUCAUGCCAACACGCAGACCUCCAGCAAGCGUUCCAGCAGCGGAGCCGACGGUGACUACCAGCUGGUACAGCAUGAGGUGCUCUACUCCCUGUCCGCCCAAUAUGAGGUCCUGGAAUUCCUCGGUCGCGGCACGUUCGGGCAGGUGGUAAAAUGCUGGAAGAAGGGCACGAGCGACAUCGUCGCGAUCAAGAUCCUGAAGAACCAUCCGUCCUAUGCGCGCCAGGGUCAGAUCGAGGUGUCGAUCCUCAGCCGACUCAGCCAGGAAAAUGCGGACGAGUUCAACUUCGUGCGAGCGUUCGAGUGCUUCCAGCACAAAAACCACACCUGCCUGGUGUUCGAGAUGCUGGAGCAGAACCUCUACGACUUCCUGAAGCAGAACAAAUUCUCGCCGUUACCGCUGAAGUACAUCAGGCCCAUCCUGCAACAGGUUCUGACGGCCCUGUUGAAGCUGAAGCAGUUGGGCUUGAUCCAUGCUGACUUGAAGCCGGAGAACAUCAUGCUGGUGGAUCCGAACCGACAACCGUACCGCGUGAAGGUGAUCGAUUUUGGGUCGGCGUCGCACGUCAGCAAAACGGUGUGCAAUACGUACCUGCAGUCGCGUUACUAUCGCGCACCGGAAAUCAUCCUCGGGUUGCCGUUCUGCGAGGCGAUCGACAUGUGGUCGCUCGGCUGUGUGGUGGCGGAACUGUUCCUGGGUUGGCCCUUGUAUCCCGGAUCAUCUGAGUAUGAUCAAAUCAGGUACAUAUCGCAGACACAGGGUCUACCGACUGAACACAUGCUGAAUAGUGCCAGCAAGACGGCAAAGUUCUUCUACCGCGAUGUCGACUCGACUUAUCCUUUCUGGCGGUUGAAAACACCCGAAGAGCACGAGGCGGAGACGAACAACAAGAGCAAGGAGGCACGCAAGUACAUCUUCAACUGUUUGGACGAUAUCGGGCAGGUGAAUGUACCGACCGAUAUCGAAGGCGGACAGCUGUUGGCUGAAAAGACCGAUCGUCGGGAGUUUAUCGAUCUGUUGAAGCGGAUGCUUACGAUUGAUCAAGAACGCCGCAUUACUCCAGGGGAGGCUUUGAACCAUUCGUUUGCGACAUUGGCGCAUCUGGUCGAUUAUGCGCACUGCAACAAUGUGAAGGCUUCGGUGCAGAUGAUGGAAGUUUGUCGCCGUACGGACUCGAUGAUUCACACCUAUAACCUGAGUGUGCAACCAACGACGGCCACGUUAGUGACGAACUUUGUGCCCAAUACGACCGAGAACAUGACGAUCACGUUCAACAAUCAGGUGCAGCGGAUUGUGCGCGAGCGUGCACCAACAUACGACAACCAUCUGUACCAGAUCUACGGUGGUCGAAAUGUGGGUCGUCAGUAUAGUAAUGCACGGCCAGAUGCGUUCCCACAUCAGUUGGUAUCGAGCAUUCUUUGUCCACCGGGCUACCAGACGAUGCCUAGCCCGACCAAGCACGUGGUCGUUGGUGGUACGUCGAUGCAACCACCGUUACAGGUACCCCCGCAGCAGUACGUGAACGUGCCCGUACCGGUGUCGAUGGUGGAACCAUCGUCCGGUCAACGGAUGUUGCUCACGAACGCCGUACAGCCGAACGUCGCAUGGCCACAGUCGGGCCGGCAGGUCGCCAUCGUACCGUCCUGGUCGCAGCAACCCGGUCCAGCACAUUCGCUGAUCGUUGAUUCGGCACCGUUCUUGAAGCUCGAAGGACUCUACCAGAACCCGCACAUCAACAUCCAGACGAACCAUCACGAGCCGAAGAAGGAGUCACCGGUGCAUCAUCUGGUUGUUCGUAAAUAUUCCAGCGUUUCCCGGCACGACAAGAAGGAAAACAACCAAUUGUCGCCGGUCAAAAAACGUGUCAAGGAGAACACUCCACCUCACCAGCGGUACAACCGGAGCCACAUGUGUCCGCAGUAUCAUGACAACGGUACGAGCAGUGGUACUGGAGCCGGAACUAGCAGCGCGGUCGCCUCAUCCUCCUCAUCGACGUCCUCGUUCUACCAGCAGCAACAGCAGCAGCCAUCGCAGGUCGCCAGCACUAGUAGCAGUCAGCAGAUGCAAGCGCCGCCCGUCCAGCAGGCACAGGCCCAAGUACCGGCACCGCAGCAUCACCAUCACCAUCACCAUUCGCAACAGCAGCCACCGCAGCUAGCGAGUGGAAGUGGUGGCAGUGGUGGUCACCACAGUCACCAUCAUCAGCAGCAACACUAUCAGCAGGUCGAUUCAUCGGGACCGAUCAGUGGCGGAGGCAGUGGUGGUGCGGGUAACCUACAUCACUCUUCUUCGUCCACCUCGUCAUAUGGCGGUAGCGGUAGCGGUGGCUCGUCAGUAGUGAUGGGCGGCGGUGGAAAUAUCCACCACAGCGGUAGUGGUCAUCAUCAUCACGGUAGUAGUGGACACAUCCAUCACGGCCAUAGCCACGGACACCACAGUGGACAUCACGGUGGUCACCAUGGGCAUGGUGGAAGCGCAAGCUACAGUGGCAGCAGCAAGCAGCAGACCAUCACGAUUCACGACACACCGUCACCGACGGCUGUGAUUACGAUCUCAGACAGCGAGGACGAAUUGCCGGAGGUGAAACAUAGCACCAGCUCGUCUUCGAAGAGCUCGCACACGACCUCGAAUCAGACAUGUACGCGUGGUACACAUCCGUCGUCGUCAUCGUCGUCAUCGUGUCGGGGCGGUGGAAACGGUUGCAGUGGCGGUAUUAAAACGUCCUCUUCCUCAUCGAACGUUGCCCACAACGCGUCCUCGACAAAUCAGCUCAAUGGUGGAUCGGGUGGACACCAGCAGCAAUCGUACCAACCGUAUCAGCCACAGCAGCAGCACAUGAGCGUUAUUAGCGGUGGCAGCAGCAGUAGCGGAAACGGUGUAUCGUGCAGCGCUGGGUCGAGCAGUGGUCGACAACGGAAAUCUACUGCCGUUUCAUCGUCCGCCACAGCGUGUGUUACGGUCGGUGACAGCGAUGGUGAAGGAGAACGUCGUAGUCCAAAGCAUCCUCCGAUUAAAUACGAACAGCAUGCAGGACAAUCGCAAAAGAAACGUCUACUGGCGAUGGCGCAGAACGAAUGUUUGCUACUGCCUUCGUCCGGUAGCAGCAGUGGUGGACAACAGCCGCUGCACGUCCCGAAGCAAGAACCGAGUGAAUUUGUUGCGUACGAGUAUCCUUCGCAACAGCAGCAGAUCGACAAACGUUCCUCGUGGGCACCACCCACGAUGGGAUCAUCGUCCUCCUCUUCGCAUUAUGGAAAUGGUGGUGGACACAAGCGCGAAUCUUCGUCCUAUAUCCCAUCGUCCUCGGCAUCAUCAUCAUCCUCGAUGGCAGCAGCAACGGCUGCAGCUGCUGCAGCAGCCGCUGCUGCCAUCCAGCAGCAACACCAGGGCGGCAGUGGAGGUUGUAGCGGUGGCGCGAUUGGUCAUGCUCCGCCACCCCAUGCUCACGCCAAGAGCACACCAACCGGGGCAACUUCGUGGGGCCCACCAACGGCUGCCGUCUACCGUCAGCAUCAGCCAAGCGCUAACACUCCACUAGGCAGCUCGCCCGGAGCAAUCCUGCAGCAACAUCAGCACCAGGCGCAACAGCAACCAGAUAUCUACGCCCAGGGAGACAUGUACCGUCGAUCGGCGGUAUUCGUGUCCCAGGCGGCACCGUACCAGACGGCGUACAAUCGAGUGGUGCCACCGCCAGCACACAAUGCCUCCAGCCGGCAGGUGCGGAACACACCGCUUAGCAAUAGCUCGCCGUACGCGUCCAAGGACAGCACGACAAGCACUGAGCGAUUCCCGUCUUUUCCGUUGCAGGUUCUGCCCACGCAUCCGCUGCCAGCGCACAUUCAGUUUCCGACCGCCCAGUACGGCCAGUUUGGGCCACUGAGUCCGGCUCAGAUCGCCAACAAGCACCACUACGCCUGGUUCGGCGAGUAAAAUCCAGCUACUUCAGGCUGUGUACGCCCGCACGCUCUUCAACAGCUGAAUGGCUCCUGGUUAUUCUAAUGAAAUGUGAAGAUGCAAUGUUGUCAACGUCUCUUUGCUGGUUCGCUGGGCAACAUAAUCUCUCCACAUCGUCUAUAUAUUGGAAGAAUGUAGGAUACAGAACAGCACUGUCGCCAGGAGUAUCUGCGUUGAGCUCUAUAAGGGCUUAUUUUUCGUUAGAAGAGUUCAUUUUUUGUUUCUCGUUUCGCUUAAUGUUUUCUUUCGUGCAUAGCGUCGCAUACCGUCUUAACAUCGUGUGUUAUUUCUCGGUGUUGGAAAUUGAUUGGAAUUAAUAUUAUGUGUUUAGAAUGGGUAUUGCUACUACACCUUUGCGUUUAUGGUGUGCAGUUCUUGUUUAGUGUUUUAGUAAUGUUUUACACGCCAAUUAUUUGAAUACGUUCAUACACAUCUAUGUAUGAUGCUUUAGUAGAGAUUACGUAGUGGAUUUGUGUUUAUAGUAAUUUUUUCAUCCAUUUCUUCGCUUGUCAUAUUCAGUCUUCUAUUCUUUAUAAUAGUUGAUUGAAUGAAUUUGCACAUUGCUCCUGUUCCAGCUGUGUUGGGAUAGUUUUCUUAUUCGAAAAUCUUUUAUUUCCAAACCUUGGCAAUAGUCUAUCUAUCUACGAAAGGAAAAAGGGAAGUUGUUCAAGAUGUACUAGAGAAUAGAUUGAAAUAUGUAUGUGUGUGUCUAUCUGUCUGAUAGUGAACUUUAACAAGGUGUGUACUACGUUUCUUGCUGAGUAGUAUUAUAACUGUCCAUGCACCACAUAUAGUCAUUUUCUAUGUAUUUUGAGGUUUGAUGAAGAUGGUAAUUCAUUUUUAGAAAACUUGGCAGCUGUUUAACAAUUAACAACAUUUGUGCAAGAUCCAAGGCAUGGUGAUCCGAGCGGGAUAGAGAUUUGAAUUCAUUGAUAAUGAGUGUACAGAAACCGUAAAAGGAUAAGGAGGAAUAGAAUUAGGUUAAUGUUCAUUAAUGUUUCAGUGUUUCACCUAGUAAGAACUGAAAGGGAUAAUGGGUUUAGGAUUUUUUUUUUUCAAAAUAUUGUUUUACAAUUAGUUCGAAAAUAUCUUAUCUACGUACGGCUUUAGUUCAAUCAUGUAAUUGUACAGCUUUAUUUUAGUAUGGAAAAAGGGAAAACAAGUGUAGCAUUGUGGUUAAACGACUGAAUGGAAUGUAUGAGCCAAGUAAGAAGAUGGUGUAUCUAUAUGGCUAGAAACUUCGUAUAAGAAGAUUGCGUUUGGGUAGAACUGCGUAGUUUUCCGUCACGGUUAUCAUUCAGUAAUAUGUGUAAAAAUGAAAUUGGGCGUGAAUGCAUCAAGUGCGUUUGUGAGUGAAUACUGGAAAAUCAUUGUGUUGCUUUAUAGUUUAACGUCAAAUCUUCUUUUCGUUUGAACCCUGUUUACAUUCGCCAUACGCAUAACUGGAGUAAAUGUAGCACUGAAUGAAAGAAGCGUAAAAGUAGCAGGCAUACCUGGGCAUAGUAGUAGUGCCACACGUUAAAAUAAUGGUUGGUACCUGUUGAACAAUUAUAAAAUAGCAACAAACGUUAACCGUUCGUCGCUUGCGUUGCGGUAAUUACUACACGCGCGUAUUCUUUGUAUAAAUGUUCUUUAGAAGCUCUACAAAAACAGGGCUGGCGCAAAGUAAUAAUUCGCAUUUAAGUAAUUGAAACAAAAAGGGGAAAAUCAGAUGGUAGCAACGGAAGAUGUUUAGAAGAUGGUAGUAGCUUAAUCGUAAAUUUGUGUUUUGUGAUUCUUGUUUAUCUUUUUAAUGUUUUGAAGCAUUAAGUUCGGGUUAUUAAUUGUCAUAAAUGUGUUUUUUCCGUAGGCGAGUGCGUUUGAGUUUGGAGACCAGCUUUAUAUGAUAUGAAUUGUGUUGAACGAUUUGGCUCAACUAGUGCGUACAGAGAGACACUUUUUAAUUAUCUUUGUGUGCCUAGCUCAGAGCUGUGGGAACUGUUCUGUUGGAUUCAGCCGGGUUUGAGUUCGAAUUGAAAAUGAACGCUGCUAUAUAUCGAGCAGUUGCUGCUAAUUCACAUUGCCAGUAAAGAUUUUCGUCGUUAGUGGAAGAAAAGCUUUACAAAAACAUACGCAAACACCCACAAAGAAUGAAUAAUUCAAAAUAUGAAAAUUAAACGAAGCUACGUAUAAUUGCUUCUUUCGAAGGUCAUGUUUAGUUGAACGUCCUGCAUUAAUUAAUUAACAAUCUAUUUUAAGAUGUGUGAAUAUGUGGGAUCAUCCGCAGAUGUUUGAUCGAUAACAAAUCAAUACAGCCAAUUGCCUUACAUAUGGAACAAAGCAAAACAAUUAAAACUAUAUUAAGUGUAACUACAGUGGCGAUGGUUGGUGUAGAAUCUAAAGAAGCGUUAAUUAUAAGUUAGCUUUGUGUUAACAGUGAAAUCCUAUUGCAAAAAAAUUCAUAAAUGUUGGCUGCACCCCGGUGAAUGCUAUUCGAUGGAAUAAUACUAUACGUUGAUACCAAGGAUCGCCUGGGUUGCCUGGUUGGCGCAAUAUGAAAGUUAUUUUAUUUUCGACUUUCUCAUUCUGCACUUGAAUCGAGUGGGACAGGUUAUCGCAUUAACAUAAAGCAUCACUACAUAUAGUGCGCCCCUAUGUUGAAUGAGUGUCCUAGCUAACUCGAUCACUGAUUUGGUAAUGGAUAAAUCCCAUAACAUGCAUUUGUGGAUGCUAUCGGCAAACGGAUAUGCUUUUUCAUUUAAUUAUGGUAGCGAAUGCUAGUUGAUAAAGUAAGUAAUGCAUAAAUGUGUAUUACACGAUGCAAUACAAGUGUACUGUUCAGGAUAUCUAAUCGCGAUCUGUGCAUCGGUCGAUCCACAACAUGAAUGUAAGAUCUCUAAUAUAGGUUUCUGCGUGACUUUGCCCCACUAUGAUUCUACAAUUGGCCAGCACCGAAAAUAUUGAAUAUAUUAGCUUAUUGCAUGAUAGAAUUUAAUGGUUCAUGAAAUUAAACAAAACACACACUGUUGUAAGCAGACUGUAAUAGUUUAUGUUUUCCUUAUAUUGUAUAGAUCUAUCAUAGCGCUUAACGUAACUAAAAUGCACCGUGGAAAAGGUAUCUUAUUAGAGGCGUAGGGCCACGCGGAGAGGUUUUACAUGUUUUAUUUUGUUUUCGUUUUUUUUAAUUACUCAACUAAGAAACUCACAAACAAACAAACUAAUCAAUUUAUAGAGAGACUGGCUAUUACAUACUUCGUUAGCAUAUUGUGUUUAAGGUUUUUAUCGUAUAUUCUUCUUCUCAUGUACUACGUGUUACGUGUAUUUCAAAGUGUUAGAUGUAUGGUUCUUAAUAUUGGGAGACGCUUCCAAAAUUCUACUUAGCUUGGGUGAACAACAACAACGGGACGCUAGGUUAAACGCGCACAAAAGUGACGUGUUAGGCCCCAGACUGAGAUGUCUAGGUUGGCGUUGAUGUGCCCGCAAGAAGAUUCAACGACAGGCGGCAUCACUUUACCUUGAGUGGAUUCGAACUCUCCUGGUAUAGGAAUAGUUUCUCGACACGUAAUGGUAAAGGGAUUGUCUUUUUUGAAAAAUGCGUUCCCAUUUAACGAUCGGCUAAAAUCGGUUAACCUUUGUACAGUUUCCUUUUCGUUCGAAGUCGCCCUUUACAGGGGUCUGUCUCGUUUAAAGUUUCAAUGCUUUUUUAUUAACUUUAUUAGUGUUAGCUGUUUUGGGCAGCAGUAUUCGUAACUAUUCAUAUAAUAUUCACGAGAUUAAAUCGGUAGUACGCGGUGUAGUAACCAACAACCAAUCGUGUAUGGUCAUGGGAAAAAUGUUUGAUAUUGUAUAUGUAACUAUUUUAAACGCUGUUUGUUUUAUUCCUUACUUUUGUGCUUAUCUUGUCUACACAAAUACUACGUUUAUAUGAAAAAAGCAGCAGCAGAUGAUAUACCUGAUACGGGAUUAUAACAAUAAAAACAAAACUAGGAAAACACUGUAGAACAAAACACCAACCGCCAAUAUUUAAAAAAAGUUCGAUGCUCGAGACGCGUAGGACAAAAACAAAACGAACGGAAUUAAUGGUUCAUUUUCAGUAAUUCGUGUUUUGUACUGUUGCCCACCUAAUGGGUCGUUAUAUAUACACACAAACACAUAUAUAAAUCAGUUUGCAAACUGGUCUUACAAUUUAUGAAACAUUGCUUUUCAAAAUAUUGCACACUAGCCAUACCGAUUAAUAAUUGUAUCGUAAACACAGGGACACGAUUUAAAUACAAAAGCCCCCAAACUGAAUUGGGGGAAUUAAUUUUGGGAAUUGUGCAGGAAAUGUGCACUGCUGCUCCAUCUAUUAUCAACCCAACAUGAUCGUAUAAUACACUGGUCUAACCGAGCUCAAGCGGUGGCACUUCGUCAAGUCGAGUUGCUCUUUGGAUUGUUCGGAUACAAAUAUUUUACGGUUGUCAGUUUGUUUUUCUUUAUUUGUGGUAUAUUUGAACACAUUUUUGUACGAUGUAUAAGUAACAUAUUGCCUUAUAUGGAAAUAAUAUGACACUACAAGAAAUGGAAAUAAUCAAUACGAUUUGAUAUAAAAGCUAUCGGUUUUUCUAUGCCCUCGAUACAUACAACAUAUGGAAGCAAAUACGCGCAUAUGUGUAACAGUCGAACAAGAUAAUUUUAAACCAUUUGUGAAGAAGAAGAGCCUAGAAACCUACUACUAUCACUUAGAGCGGAGUAACUUUUUUCAAUGGGGAGUAACAUACAGAUACUAAAAACCACACACACAAAACAAAAAAUAAUGUAAUGGUAUAAUGUAUAACAAACUACACGUUUAUAUAUAUAUAUAUAUAUGCAUAUAAAAGUUUAUGGUAACGAAACGCAAAAAAGCAAAACAACAAAAAAUCUGCCCCGAUGCAGAAGAAUAAAGUCAAACGAAAAAAGUGAAAAAAUCAUUGCAAA
Molecule: messenger RNA, 9653 nt
Organism: Anopheles moucheti
Lineage: Eukaryota; Metazoa; Arthropoda; Insecta; Diptera; Culicidae
Gene: Hipk
Product: homeodomain-interacting protein kinase 2
Exons: 10
Coding region: 711-4697 (1328 amino acids)
Biological process (GO): peptidyl-threonine phosphorylation; peptidyl-serine phosphorylation
Cellular component (GO): nucleus; cytoplasm
Molecular function (GO): protein tyrosine kinase activity; protein serine/threonine kinase activity; ATP binding
Source: RefSeq, a predicted model, not a curated record